This is a messenger RNA of Mycena indigotica, 1785 nucleotides long. Its product is annotated as Glutathione synthetase. The transcript has 6 exons. Gene Ontology annotation, cellular component: cytosol. Gene Ontology annotation, biological process: glutathione biosynthetic process. Gene Ontology annotation, molecular function: glutathione binding; ATP binding; glutathione synthase activity. Lineage: Eukaryota; Fungi; Basidiomycota; Agaricomycetes; Agaricales; Mycenaceae. The coding region runs from base 1 to 1785 and encodes 594 amino acids. The record is from RefSeq and is a predicted model, not a curated record.
AUGCCCCGUAGCGUAGCACGGGUUUCUGCUAGUGCUGUCAGAAACCGUUCCAAAGUUCACCAUGAACUCAGCCAGUGCCACCAAAACCCCUUCGCCUUUACGAAGGUUCGCGGCCCAUACUACGACGACUUGCGCGUCACAAGCAUCUAUCUAUGGCAAAUGUAUCCUGGCUUCAUAUACAGACUGUUUACGACAAGCAAUGGCUCGCAAGUAGAUCAACACCGAACCCUUGAAGCAGCGUUCAAGUAUCCAACCAGCGCUACUCUAGCUCUUGCGAUGCGGUCUCCCUCAUGGGAAUAUGGUAGAAGUGCCGAGGGGUAUGGAGGGCAUUUCGACUGGCGUAAAUUGGCAGAGACGCUGAAAGAUCUCACACUCCGAGCUACAACAUAUGCUCUUUCGCAUUCUCUACUCUACCUCCCACCCGCUCAACAGCAGCCUCUUACUCCUGCGGCCGCAAUCCAUGCACCCAUAUCCCUUUUCCCAUCUCCACUCCCUCGUCGACUCUUUGAGCUUGCACGCCGUUUGCAGUCCACAUACAACAUUCUGUACGCCAGGAUUGCUCUAGAUGUCGAGUUUUUAGAUCGCGUUAUGGGAACUGUUGAAGGCGUCGGCAAGGUCGACAAUUUUGUCGGUCAGCUAUGGACGGGAUGGAAGAAACUUAGAGAUGAGGGUUCUGGUCUUAUCCAACCAUUACAACUCGGUCUUUUUCGAUCCGAUUAUUUAAUGCAUUCUUCCGAAACAGAACUAAGUUUAAAACAAGUCGAAUUUAAUACGAUCUCUUCGUCCUUUGGACCUCUUUCUCAGCAAACGGCCGCGUUGCAUCGCCAUCUGUUUGCUUCGACUGGAUACUUCAACUCGUACUCGAGCAUGAAGGCUGAAGAUUUCCCCACCAACGAAACGAUAGCUGGUCUGGUUUCGGGUCUGGCCGCGGCGCACUUCGCUUAUGGCGUCAAAGAUGCGAAGAUCCUCUUUGUCGUCCAGCCUGGGGAACGAAAUGUUUUCGACCAACGUCUGCUUGAAUAUGAAUUGCUUGAGAAGCAUUCUAUCCAGGUCGUUCGUCAAACCUUCGAUCAGCUUGCUCUUAACGCGUCUCUGGAUCCAGCCACUUCAAGGUUAUUGCUCUCGACCGGGACUGAAAUAUCGACGGUUUACUUCCGCGCCGGCUACACUCCGACAGAUUACCCGACCUCUGCGCAAUACGAGACACGUUUUAUUCUCGAAAAGUCGCGUGCCAUCAAGUGUCCGUCGAUAGCGCUACAAUUGGCCGGUGGGAAAAAAGUGCAGCAGGUGUUGGCAGAGCCGGGAGUCCUUGAGCGAUUCAUGGAUGACGCUGAUGCGAGAAAUUUGCUGCGGACCAGCUGGAUGGGAAUGUGGGCAUUGGAGAGCGAUAUAGAAAGAACACGCAUCGAAUCUCACAAGCUCGUGCUUAAACCACAACGAGAAGGCGGAGGGAAUAACGUUUAUAAAGAGGCCAUCCCACCAUUCCUUGAUUCUUUACCUGAACCGGAACGGGCGGCUUGGAUUGCAAUGGAACUCAUCGAGCCGCCGGAAGGUACAGGUGGCUAUCUUGUUCGUUCAGGGGUGGAUCAGGCGAUGAGGACAGAAGUCGUUAGUGAAUUAGGAAUUUUCGGCUGGGCACUCUAUGGCGGUCGUGAUGGGAAAAUAGAAGAGAAAGAAGCGGGAUGGCUUGUGAGGACCAAAGGAAAAGAAAGCAACGAAGGCGGUGUUGCAACUGGAUUUUCUGUGCUGGAUUCAAUAUUUUUGGUCAAUGAGGACGUAAUCUAA